Haliotis rubra (blacklip abalone) is the source of this 2618-nucleotide messenger RNA. Its product is annotated as TAF6-like RNA polymerase II p300/CBP-associated factor-associated factor 65 kDa subunit 6L. NCBI's taxonomy places the organism in Eukaryota, Metazoa, Mollusca, Gastropoda, Lepetellida, Haliotidae. Gene Ontology annotation, cellular component: transcription factor TFIID complex; SAGA complex; SLIK (SAGA-like) complex. Gene Ontology annotation, biological process: transcription initiation at RNA polymerase II promoter; RNA polymerase II preinitiation complex assembly. The record is from RefSeq and is a predicted model, not a curated record. Gene Ontology annotation, molecular function: transcription coactivator activity; RNA polymerase II general transcription initiation factor activity; protein heterodimerization activity.
AACAAUGGCGGCAGUUUGGCGUGCCCAGGAACUGUCAAUUAAAAAUUGAAGAUUAAUUUCAUAUCCAGGAGAUAAAUAGGAUUAUGUGGUUGCAGAAAGAUGUAGAAUAUUCCGAGGAAAUAUAGGAAGAAGCCAACCUCAAUCUAUACCAUGAAUGCAGAGUCCAUGGUGACUUCUCCCUCUGAGGAGAAGAAGCCAUUUGAUGAAAAGAAGUAUGCCAUCAUCACGAAGGAAACAGUGAAGAUGAUGGCAGAAGCCGCAGGUCAUGCUGACCUCCCUGAUGCUGCUGCGGCGCUGCUUGGCGAGGAUCUCAGUUACAGACUGAGAGAAGUUACCAUGAAUUGUACCCAGUUUAUGCGGCAUGCGAAGAGGAAACGAAUGACAACUGAAGACUUCAACAAAGCUCUACGGCAAAGUGAUGUACAACCUCUAUGUGGUCAUGGAUCAAUGGAACCUGCCAAUUUCCGCCAAACCAGAGAUGGUGACCUUCAUUUUGUAGAAGACAUGGAUGUCAAUUUGGCCAAUAUUGCCUUUAACACUCACAUUCCAAAACAUAUAGGAGAAACAACCAUUAAAGCUCACUGGCUUGUCGUGGAGGGAGUCCAGAAAACCGUCUCUUCAAGUCAGCCUGCUGCAGGAAAGCUGAAUGUAAAGAAGGAGCUCUCAGAUGAUUUGUUGAAGUACUAUGAGAACAUGACCAAGGCUAUCUUAGGCUGUGAUGUCGACACAAUGAAGACUGCACUCAACGAUCUUCAGUCAAAUCCCAACAUAGUGCCUUUAUUGCCGUACUUUGUCAACUUUGUAUCCAAUGGGGUGAAGACUGUGAGCCAUGACUUGUGUCAGCUGACCAAGUUGCUGCAUACCGUGAAGGCACUUGUUCACAACCCCAACGUCUACCUGGAACCACAGCCAUAUCUGAAUCUACUGGUGCAGGCUGUGCUGUAUUGUGUCCUAGAGCCCCUGGCUGUAUCCAUCUACCCUCGCAAUGACCACUGGCUACUCAGAGACUACGCUGCCAGGCUGUUGGCUCAGAUUGUGACUCGCUGGUCGAGUCCCCUGAACCAUCUACGUUACAACACAGAGAAGAACCUAAAGGAGACCAUUCAUGAUCAGACAAAGCCCCACUGCUCACAUUACGGUGCUAUCAUGGGGCUGUUGUCUCUAGGUUGUAAGCAAGUAGAGGAGAUAAUCCUGCCUCACUUGUCUUCCUUCAUGCCGAGGUUGUGUGCCACCAUGGAGGACCUGUCUAUGGGCAACGCUAUCAGCAGGGCUGAUGCCUUCAAGGUGCAUGGAGCACUACUGCUUGCUGCGGAGUUAGUGUUAAAGCGUAGAAACAACGACUUUGAAAAGCAAUACUUCCAAUCUGAUGCAGAAGACUCAGGUACACCAGACAACAGUGGGACAGAAACUUUUGUGUGUAAAAAAGACUCCUUGUGAAUAUACAAAGAAUUGUAUGAAUAUUUUGGUGACUCACUGUCCAGAAGGAUGCCAGAACCAAAGCAGAGACACAUGUUCAAGAUAGAGAAGAAGGAGGAGAUUGUCAAGUUGUUUGAGGGGGAGGGGGCAAAAAGUGGUGAACAACUUCUUGAGGACUUCAUGGAACAGGUACGGAUUCAACAGAAGCUGGAGAAGGAGAGAAGAGAGCGAGAGGAGAAAGAACGGCGUGAACGAGAGAAGAUUGAAAGAGAGAGAAGAGAGCGUGAACGGAUUGAGAGAUUAAAGCGAGAAGAGGAAGAACGAAGACAGCGAGUGAUUCAGGAGAGGCUCAGGCUGGAGGAAGAGAAACAGAGGAAGCUGUAUGAGGAAGAACAACAGCGUAGACAGGAUGAAAUUAGGCGAAUAUAUGAGGAAAAACAGCGAAGAGAAAUUGAGAAACAGACAAGGUUGUAUGAGGAAUCUCAGCGAACUUUGUUCCCUGACACUCGACGUAGACUCCUCGACAACCUCCUGUGACUUACAAAUGAAGAUGAAGAAGAUGAUGACGACUUCUUGAUGGAAGAGGAGGAGGAAGAAGUGCAUGGUGAAGCGGACAGUGAGCAUAGUUUGAGUGGGGAGGAAGGUGGUUCAGGGAAAAGAGGGAAGUGGGACGAGGAGUCGGAGGAAUCAGAGGAGAAGUCAGAAGAGGAGUCUUUCGAGGAACCUCAGACUAUGGCAGUCACAAGUAUCAGUGAUCCUAAUAAAGGAAUUAAGUUGAAAAUUAAAAGGCAGCCAGGACUUAAAUUGCAAAUUAAACGUGAUAAAGUGUCAAUCAGGGAAGAACCGGGUUAUAUGGAAAAACCUGUUGAAAAACAUAAGGACAAAGAGUCUAAGCAUAAACGCAAACGAAAGACUCAGAAAAGUCCGAAAGAUCAUGACCCAUUUGACUUUGCAAAAUCUGAUCCCAAUUAUUCUACUAAAGUGACGUAUACUCCCUCACAUAUAUACUCUUCCCCUGGUGGUGAGAGCAGUGGUUCUGACAACCAGUUCAGAAAGUCCAAACUGACACUCAAACUCAAGGUGCCGUCUAAAGAAUCAACGUCAGAAUAAUAGUCUGAACUGUAUUUGUGGAAAGUAUUGUUAUAUAUACAUUGUUGUACAUUUUGAUAAUGAACAUGCUGAUAAAUUUCUAUAAAACAUAA